Molecule: messenger RNA, 693 nt
Organism: Papaver somniferum (opium poppy)
Lineage: Eukaryota; Viridiplantae; Streptophyta; Magnoliopsida; Ranunculales; Papaveraceae
Exons: 1
Coding region: 1-693 (230 amino acids)
Source: RefSeq, a predicted model, not a curated record
AUGGAGAACAAGCUUUCAUGUUCAAAUUCUCUCUUGAAAAAGACGUUAGAAUUAGGAUCAGUGCAUAUUGCCAGUAAGCUUUUUCUAAUUCGUGCUUGGUCUCCAUUUUUAGAACAACAAGUUGGCUCCUUAAGUUCUGUUCCUAUUUGGAUAAUUCUCAGAGAUGUUUCUUUACAUCUCUGGAAUGAAAUUGGUUUUUCUAGGAUUACAAGUCUUGCAGGGAAACCUAUUAUGACAGAUGCUCCUACUGCUAUGAAGACAAGAAUGGCAUUUGCCAGGGUUUGUGUCGAAAUUGAUGCCAAUUGCACAUUUCCGACUAAACUUCCUUUUCAAAUUGAUGACAAGAAAUAUGAGGUGAGGGCAGAAUAUCCAUGGAAACCAACCUCUUGUUGUCAUUGCAAAAGCUUUGGUCAUUCAAAUGAUAAAUGUGCUGCAAAUCAAGUUAGAAAAUACACCAAAAAGUGGAAGCCUAAGAAAACCUUUACAUCCUCAGAUGUUAGGGGUACAACUCUUGCUGGAACUUCACAAGAAGCUGAAGUUAGAGUUGAGAAUCAAAAUAAGAAUGAUGAUCUUCAACUUCUUGAGAAAGUGAAUGAGACCGUCUCUGAAAUUGUUGAUGCAAAUUCUAUGGAGGUGACCACUUGGAAAAAGAAAAUGAAGAAGUGCCAGCUCUUCAGGGGGAGACUCUUCUGA